Molecule: messenger RNA, 1336 nt
Organism: Ananas comosus (pineapple)
Lineage: Eukaryota; Viridiplantae; Streptophyta; Magnoliopsida; Poales; Bromeliaceae
Product: E3 ubiquitin-protein ligase At3g02290-like
Exons: 5
Coding region: 427-1098 (223 amino acids)
Molecular function (GO): ubiquitin-protein transferase activity
Source: RefSeq, a predicted model, not a curated record
UCCAUUUCGAUAGAUCGAUAUCGAGCGCCCCAACAAAAACCUCUCUUUUACACCCUCAGGCGGCGGGGCGGCGUCUUCGUCGAGGAGAGCGAGGUCGCGAGGAUCAUUCUCAAAGCGGUUGAUCCCCCUAUCCCCCAAUAAUCUCCAUUGGUACCCUUCCUUUCCUCUUCUUUUCGAUCCAAUCCCCUUUUCCUUGGCAAGGUAUCUGCGAGAAAAGAGGUUCUUUUCAUGCACAAAGAGCCGUUCAAAUUUACCCUUUUCAUGUAGAUAUUGCGAUUAAUGAUAUAGCAAUCAAAUUCUUGUAGGGAGAGGGUUUGGGCUUGCUAGGGAGUUCGAUAUUUGCAGGUUGAAAACCCUCUCUUGUACAAAUUUUGGCAUCGGUUCCUGAGUAAAUUAUUGUUAUAAAGAUUUGGGAGUGGGAGGAGUAUGGGAUCGGUUUGUUCCUGCUUUCAAGGAGAUGAUUUUGGAGAAUAUGCCAAUGUUGGUGCUUCGAUCUAUAGACACUGCAUCUGCCUGAGAUGCUUCGCUCGACAGAUUAUUCAGGCAUACAGCACAUUGUUCCAAAGAGGUGCUUUGCCCUCUGUAUCUCCAUCUGUACAAGGGACAACUCCCAUUGCUUCAAUUGAAAGUUCUAUAUUUGAUGCAUACCGUUCUCUUCCGAGGCCUUUGCCUUAUGAUGAUCCUAGAUGCUCUCGUGUACCACGUGAUGGUCUUGUAUUGAGGCGUGACAAGUCUUCAGGCCAUCUUAAUGAAGAAUCAGAACCACUUAGAACUAAUAGUGACAACGAAGUAGAAUCUCCCAGUUCAAAAGAUAAGAGUGCCGGAUCUAAUUAUGAUGGAAACCUCAAGUUAUGUUGUUCUGGAUAUGCUUCGAAGCUUCUGCCAGCAGAAUUCACAAAAGGAACGACAUACUAUUUUCCAUCAUCUGAAGAUGAAGAUGUGUGCCCGACAUGUCUUGAAGAAUAUACUCCUGAAAAUCCCAGGAUUGUAAUGCAGUGCUCUCAUCAUUUUCACCUCGGCUGUAUAUAUGAGUGGAUGGAAAGAAGUGAAGCUUGUCCGGUUUGCGGCAAGGUCAUGGCGUUCAACGAAGCAACUUGAUACUUCUGAAUCGACUAAGAACUUUAUUCCUAUAUGUUUGUAAAUUUGUAAAUACAUUGGACAUAAUCAGCAUGCUGUUGUAGGCUGUAUAUAUGUGUUCUGGAAGUGUAACACAAUAAUUUUAUCUUCGUUGUUUACUGGACGUAGAAUAUCAUUCAAGGACGAAUUCAUGGCAUCAUACUGUAUCAUGAUCUCAUUUUCUUAAUCCUUUUUUUUUUUUCGACAUUGUUGUUAUUAA